Molecule: messenger RNA, 555 nt
Organism: Mycena indigotica
Lineage: Eukaryota; Fungi; Basidiomycota; Agaricomycetes; Agaricales; Mycenaceae
Exons: 3
Coding region: 1-555 (184 amino acids)
Cellular component (GO): NuA4 histone acetyltransferase complex
Source: RefSeq, a predicted model, not a curated record
AUGGCUGAGACUCCUGCUCUUGACGACAAAGGUCGAUACGAGGUCCUCAAGGAGGCGUUGAAGGUCGCCUUGCCAAAGAAGCGCGCAAUUGACCAACAGCUUGCGCAAAUUGAAAGCCAAAUAUACGAGCAAGAGAAAACAUACCUGACCGAGACCGCAUUGCACAAUGGGGGAAAUAUAAUCAUUGGGUUCGAGGGGUACCUCAAGAACUCGAACGCCACUCGCAGGAAAUACGACGUUGCGGAUGGGGAGCGAUUGUUUUCCAACAGCAGUCUAACAUAUGCUAAAUCGCUUGAGCUACUCCACGAUGGGGAAGACACAGACGAGACUGGGCUAUUCAAGCAACCGAGCACACCCGGAUUGACGACUGUUGUUGUUCCCCCAGCCACAGGCCGCCACGAGAUGGACCAGUCGCAGUUGAAGAAGCAUCGAGACCGCGAGUAUCAGCGAAGGAAGAGAGCCAGUGCGAGUGCCAGCCAACGGGACACCAGUGAUGAGGAGACCAUUCCUACUAGCUCACGGAGAGCAACGAAGAAAGCGCGCAUGGAUGAAUGA